AUGGCUCUAACUCGAGGAGAGUUGCUCUCUAUGGCAAAACGGGUAUCCUUCGAGAUCCCGGAGCAUGAGAUUGAAGACUAUGAAAUGUUGCUUGCGCGCACGAAAAAGACGUUGGAAACCGUGGCGACGAUGGAUGAUUACCAGCCUGAACCGGACCAGACCACCAGCCCUAGACAAAAUAUCCGCUUCCCACAGCCAGCAGAGAAUCCUCUUGGAGCAUGGGCCUGGCGCUUCGAGCUAUCUUCGAGCGCGCCAAACGCCAACAUGCUAAAAGGAAAGAGCGUCUGUCUGAAAGACAACAUCUGCGUGGCCGGCGUGCCCUGUCUCCUUGGCACGGAAACCUUCCGCAACUGGAUCCCGCACACAGACGCCACCGUUGUAUCGCGCAUCAUUGAUUCCGGAGGCAUCAUCACCGGUAAGGCUGUAUGCGAGAACUUGUCCCGUGGCGCGGUCAGUUCAACGGCUGCGACGGGUCCAGUGCACAACCCGUAUGCGCGUGGCUAUUCAGUGGGCGGCAGUAGCUCAGGCACGGCGGCCCUGGUGGCCAGCGGCGCCGCGGACAUGGGAAUCGGAUGCGACCAAGGAGGUAGCAUCCGCAUCCCGGCUGCCCUGACGGGUCUGUAUGGGUUCAAGCCGACGACCGGAUUAGUACCAUACAGUGGCAUCGCGAGCAAUGAUGCGAGCUUGGAUUAUGUUGGGCCUAUGACGACUACGUGUCAUGACAAUGCUGUGUUGCUGGAGGCAAUUGCUGGCGCGGAUGGUCUGGAUGAUCGCUCCGGGUCGGGGAUCCCAUUUACUAGAGAUGUACCACAUUAUUCUCAGUUGAUGAACGAGGGAAUUGAAGGACUUAGGAUAGGCGUGUUGAAGGAAGGCCUUCCGGAUGAAAUCGAUCCAAAUAUUGAGAAGAAGUUCAGGGAUGCAGUCAGCGUUUUCGAAAAACUGGGGGCUAUCGUACGAGAGGUCAGCGUCCCGCUUCACUCUCAGGCAAGAGGGGUCUAUUCGGUGCUCAGCAAAAUGGGGAAUCAUAUGGGCAUGUUAGGGCACGUAACAGGUCGGCGGCAAGUAAUGCUGACAGAUUUAUUUGAGAAGAAGAGCCUUCCCUACACGCCUGAAGUGGUGAGCAUGAUGAGCGUUAUGAGCAAAGAAGGGCUUCUUAGCGGCGAAUUUGCCUGGCAACACUACGCCACCGUCUAUCCGAAGGCUGUGAACAUCAUGCGGAAAAUGAGAGAUCUAUAUGAUGACAUUUUCUCUUCCGUGGACGUGAUAGUGAUGCCCACGACCCUUUCACCAGCGAACCGUCUCCCGGCGGCAGACGCAAAGCCGUUGGCCCAAAUAGAAGCGGCGAAAGGAAUGACGGAGAACACAUGUUCGUUCAAUGCUACAGGACAUCCCGCACUGGCAAUGCCAAUUGGGUUUGUGCCGUCAAAGACGGAUGAGAGCAUCAGACUACCGGCUAGUAUGCAAAUCGUGGGUAGAUGGCAUGAUGAGUUGACGAUCUUACGAAGCGCAUACGCGUGGGAGCAAGCUAUCCAGUGGAAAACCUUUUAA
Messenger RNA from Penicillium daleae, 1548 nucleotides. Its product is annotated as Amidase. The transcript is spliced from 3 exons. Bases 1 to 1548 code for a protein of 515 amino acids. Lineage: Eukaryota; Fungi; Ascomycota; Eurotiomycetes; Eurotiales; Aspergillaceae. The record is from RefSeq and is a predicted model, not a curated record. Gene Ontology annotation, molecular function: catalytic activity.